AUGACACUAAAACACCUCUGUUCAGCUCCCAGGAAACCUCCUGACCAGGCCCACCUGAGAGCGCUGCAGGAGGAAGACAUCAACACCUCCCCUCCGGAGGCUGACGGGAACCAGGAAGUGCUUGGCUUUAGUCCCGCCCCUUUCAUAGAAGCUUGGACUCGGCAACGGGGCAGCAAGGAGGCAGCUCCCCUGAAGGGUGAUGGAGUAGGGCCGGGGCAGCGGACGGCGGGGACCCUGCAGACCCACCUGGGCCACUUGGACAAACUCACUCAGGACUCAGGAAGGGAUGGGGAGGACUUGGGCCUCUUCUCCACCAAGACGCUGGUGGAGGCGACUGGUGAGCACACGGUGGAGGUGCAGCAGCCCUCAGACAAGAAUUGGGACCCGACGGGCACGCGACAGAUCCGGCCCUGCGAGAGCUCCCGUUCCCACACCACCAUUGCCAGGUACACGCAGGACCAGGCCUCCUCCUUCCAGGAGUCCCUGCCGGAGGAGGAGAGUGAAGACGAGGAGUGGGAGCCGGACAGCAGCACAGGAGCCCCUCCUAGCAGCGCACCGGGCCCGAAGAACCAUCACAUCGUCAAGUUUGGCACCAACAUCGACCUGUCCGAUGCCAAGCGGCGGAAGCCCCAGCUGCAGGAGCCGCUGAAGCUGCCCGCCUUCACGCGGGUAACCUCCACGGGCACCGUGCCGAGCCGCGUGGGCCGCACCAUCCCGGGCACGAACACGGCGCAGCUGUACAUGAAGGCAGACUCGCAACCACUGCGCCACCAGGGAAACCCCAUGGCCUCACUUUUGAACAAAGAUUUCUUAUGGGACUUUGCAGUGAUGACAGAUCUCUCUGGUUGCAACAACGUGGAACUUAUCUUUUUGAUCUUAGUUCCCUGACUAGGGAUUGAACCCGGGCCCUGACAGUGAAAGCGCUGAGUCCU
Balaenoptera ricei (Rice's whale) is the source of this 932-nucleotide messenger RNA. RefSeq names its product lysine-specific demethylase 6B-like. Gene Ontology annotation, cellular component: MLL3/4 complex. The transcript has 8 exons. Gene Ontology annotation, biological process: regulation of gene expression; heart development. The record is from RefSeq and is a predicted model, not a curated record. The coding region runs from base 1 to 888 and encodes 295 amino acids. Gene Ontology annotation, molecular function: chromatin DNA binding; histone H3K27me2/H3K27me3 demethylase activity; RNA polymerase II cis-regulatory region sequence-specific DNA binding. NCBI's taxonomy places the organism in Eukaryota, Metazoa, Chordata, Mammalia, Artiodactyla, Balaenopteridae.